Frankliniella occidentalis (western flower thrips) is the source of this 1709-nucleotide messenger RNA. RefSeq lists its product as uncharacterized. The transcript is spliced from 8 exons. NCBI's taxonomy places the organism in Eukaryota, Metazoa, Arthropoda, Insecta, Thysanoptera, Thripidae. The record is from RefSeq and is a predicted model, not a curated record. Gene Ontology annotation, molecular function: protein binding. The coding region runs from base 222 to 1667 and encodes 481 amino acids.
CUUGUGCCGUAGUGAGUUGAUUUGCAGACCUUUUGUGCUCUAGUUAGUCACUAUUCGUUUAAAACCGUCCACACGAGAAGAAUACUGUUUUGACUCAACCUUAGCAUAUAAUUUUGCUAGCAAGUGUGUUUCCGUUGAAGCCGAGGCAGGGUCAUCUAUUGUUUUGUAAAUUAAGACUUGCUGCCAAUCCACUCCGCGUUUGAGGGAAAUCUGCAGCCGCAAUGCUAUCUCAACCAAAACGUGCCCGAGGAGCUAAGGCGAUAGAUGAACCGGAGAAACUGACGCUGCUGUCGCUGCCGGAUCUGCCCCUGUUGCGGGUGCUCUCCUUCCUACCGAUGAAGGACCUGUCCGCCGCGGGGACGGCGUGCUGCCGCCUGGGCGCGCUGGCCAGAGCGCACUGGUCCCUGUGGCGGGGGAAGAAGCUUGGCCCCGUCCGCGCCGGAGGUCUCUGGGACCUGCUCCGGGUCGCGCCGCCUGUGGACAAGUUGUGUUGUGAGGACUCGAUUGCUAAUUCGUACGCACGGUGCUUUGAAAGCUAUGAGAGUGAGCGCUCGGCAGUGGUCGCCUCCUGCUUGGUGGUAACCACCAGCGACGCAUUCUUCUUGGCCUGCCUCAUACGGGAGUUUGCCCCCCGGUUGAAACAUCUAUCUUACUCCGGAAAUUAUCUCAACAUGCUCUACUUCAACUUGCAGUACGCCAGACGUAUAGAGAUUUUGGGCUUAGAUUGUGAGGCCAUAAACGGCGGAAGAGCGUCUUGGCCGCAGGAUGUGGUGUUGCCGAGAUUGCACACCGUAGUGAUUAGUGAGUUGGACGAGGAGCAGGAUAGCGACUUUGAGCCCGCGAUCGAUGCUUUUCGCUCGCUGUUGCAGGCACACAGAGGACGGCUGCGGUCCGUGUCGCUGGGCGGUCCAGAACUGGUCCCGCUGUUAGACGCGUUGGACGCACGCCCCAGCAACAGCAACAACCUCCAGUGUCUGGAGGUGGAGACAGGAAAAGGCGUAGCUGCGGGGCUGCGGCCGUUCCAACCGGUGCUAAAGCACCUCAUCAUUCACUGGACCUCUUCACGCACUACAGAGAUGGCCAAACUGUUGAAGUCCUGGUCGGGCCCACUCGAGCGCCUUGAUCUCGACAGUGCCACGCCAAAGAUGUUGAGUAUCCUCGGGGAGGGCAGCCUCGCCGGCCUCCGGUACCUGGAUCUGAGGGACAUCUCCUCCAAGGCUGACCUGCAGUGGACGCUCGCAGGCCUGCCCGGGCUGCACAAGCUCGUCCUCCGACGUUGCCAUGGGGAAAAGUCCCUUGAAAUACUCUGUGCCAUGUCUCCCACCAUCAUCCCCGCCCUUGAGCUACUCAUUUUUAAGAGCUUCAAAGAAGAAGGCUGUUCUAAGUAUCAAGAAGACUGUCCCAGAGUCGCGAAGCUGGCCCCAGCGGUCAAGAGCCUGGUGCGACGAGCGCCCCUGUCGCUGCACUGUGUCAUGCUACCGCACUGCGGCGGCGGCCACUGGCGUGGGCAGAAUGAGCGCAAUGAGCGCUGUUGCACUGUUUUCUACCGACACUCCACCGUGGCCGUGGCUGAAUGUCCGCUGUGCGCCGAGGCUGUUUCCGCCAUCCGCUCCCUAUAUUACCACCACGAUAUACAGGCCACUAAAAUGACACGUAUCCAAGUUUGAUUAGUGUGAAAAUUAAAUGAAUAAAUUAAUUUUCAAAAAUUG